Hordeum vulgare subsp. vulgare (domesticated barley) is the source of this 903-nucleotide messenger RNA. RefSeq names its product protein ASPARTIC PROTEASE IN GUARD CELL 1-like. Gene Ontology annotation, biological process: proteolysis. Gene Ontology annotation, molecular function: aspartic-type endopeptidase activity. Lineage: Eukaryota; Viridiplantae; Streptophyta; Magnoliopsida; Poales; Poaceae. The transcript has a single exon. The coding region runs from base 1 to 903 and encodes 300 amino acids. The record is from RefSeq and is a predicted model, not a curated record.
AUGUUAUUGUAUGCUCUACUUGUCCAAACACCAUUCACACAGUGCCCAUCCCUUGCUUCCUCACAGGCGAACAACGACGCCUACCGGGCCGCCGUCACGGUGGCCUCGCUCUACCGGGCGAACGACGACGACGCCGUCGACGGCUCCCUCGCGUCGGUGCCGCUGACGCCGGGCACGUCGUACGGCGUGGACAACUACGUGACCCGCAUGGGCCUCGGCACCCCGGCAAAGCCCUACAUCAUGGUGGUGGACACGGGCUCCUCCCUCACCUGGCUCCAGUGCUCCCCCUGCCGGGUGUCGUGCCACCGGCAGUCCGGCCCGGUGUUCGACCCCAAGAUGUCAAGCUCCUACGCCGCCGUUUCCUGCUCCACGCCACAGUGCAACGACCUCUCCACCGCCACGCUCAACCCGGCCGCCUGCUCCUCCUCCGACGUCUGCAUCUACCAGGCCAGUUACGGUGACAGCUCCUUCUCCGUCGGCUACCUCAACAAGGACACCGUCUCCUUCGGCUCCAACAGCGUGCCCAACUUCUACUACGGGUGCGGGCAGGACAACGAGGGCCUCUUCGGCCGCUCCGCCGGCCUCAUGGGCCUGGCACGCAGCAAGCUCUCGCUGCUCUACCAGCUCGCGCCCACCCUCGGCUACUCCAUCCUCGAAACGUGCUUCGUGGGCCAGGCGUCCAGCCUGCGCGUCCCGGCGGUCAGCAUGGCCUUCUCCGGCGGCGCGGCGCUCAAGCUGUCGGCGCAGAACCUACUCGUCGACGUGGACAGCUCCACGACGUGCCUCGUGUUCGCGCCCGCGAGGAGCGCCGCCAUCAUCGGGAACACGCAGCAGCAGACGUUCAGCGUCGUCUACGACGUCAAGAGCAACAGGAUCGGCUUCGCCGCCGGCGGCUGCAAAUGA